AGGGGGAGAGGGUGGCGCAUUCCCAUAUUAAUAAUGGAUAAAUAAGUAAGGCAAAAUGCUUGCAAUUAGUGACAGCCUGUGAGGAAGUGAUUGCAGUAUUGACAACUAACAGAUACCCUGGAAAAUUGCACAUUGAAUUAAACUUAAAUCUAGGCAGUAUUAUUUGUAUUUUAACGCACAGUACUUCUUUUAAUUAAUUCGCAUUUUUGUGUUAGAUUCAAUUAGCUCAAAUCAAUCGUGGAACUGCAAACAGCAAACUGACCCAGACUGUGCAGAACAACGUGAUAGAAUUGGGAAGGGGAAAUUCACAUAUAUUAAUCACGAUUAUUCACAUCUGAUAUCAGGCACUAGGCUGUUCCUUUAAGGCAAACUACACUGUAAUUUUGGUCACAAUUAACUUGAAUAAGUCAUGUAAAAUCGAUGCAUUGAUUUUCUCCAUUUCCACACACGGUGACUGAUUAAUUUCCCCAGCCAAAGCCAAGUUCGUAGCCUCUUUAGUUGCACAAUAACUGAUGAACCAAACCGAACGCAUUGUAACCGAGUUUGUCUAUUGCCUUCUUGUUAGCGGGGGCAAGAUGACCGCGCCUGUUCUCUACUAUCUGCCCCCGAGUCCUCCCUGCCGGAGCAUUCUGUUGCUGGCCAAGAUGCUCGGACUGGAGUUCGAGCUAAAGAUUGUCAACAUUCUGGAGGGGGAGCAGCUUAAGCCGGAAUUUGUGGCCAUGAACCCGCAGCACUGUCUGCCCACCAUGAACGACGAGGGUCUCGUGCUCUGGGAGAGUCGCGCUAUUCUCUCGUACUUGGUGGCGGCCUAUGGCAAAAGUGAUGAGCUCUAUCCAACCGACAUUCGAGUUCGCGCCUUGGUUGAUCAGCGAUUGCAGUUUGAUCUAGGAACUUUAUACCAGCGCCUCACCGAUUACUAUUUCCCAACCAUGUUUAUUGGCGCUCCUCUCGACGAGGGCAAGCGAGCCCGGCUAACUGAAGCUGUUGGCUGGUUGAAUGUCAUUUUGGAAGGUCGCGAAUUUGCUGCCGCGGAUCACUUUACCAUUGCUGAUCUUACUUUGUUGGUCACAGUGUCACAACUGGAAGCCUUUGGCCUUGAGCUGAAACCCUACAAACAUGUUCGUGCCUGGCUGGAACGCUGCAAGGAGCACAUGACGCCCUACGACUACGAGGAACUAAACGGUAGCAAGGCCAUUUUGCUGGCUGAUAUGUUCAAGGCCAAAAUGAAUCUCUCGACUCCCAGCACCUGAAGUUGUAUAAUGAAUAUUUGUUUUGGGUUUUCUUUAAUAAAUAGCUA
Messenger RNA from Drosophila albomicans, 1297 nucleotides. It is a transcript of the gene GstD11, whose product is annotated as glutathione S-transferase D7. NCBI's taxonomy places the organism in Eukaryota, Metazoa, Arthropoda, Insecta, Diptera, Drosophilidae. Gene Ontology annotation, biological process: glutathione metabolic process. Gene Ontology annotation, molecular function: glutathione transferase activity. The record is from RefSeq and is a predicted model, not a curated record. Bases 513 to 1250 code for a protein of 245 amino acids. The transcript has 3 exons.